Hemiscyllium ocellatum (epaulette shark) is the source of this 807-nucleotide messenger RNA. Its product is annotated as scavenger receptor cysteine-rich type 1 protein M130-like. The transcript is spliced from 5 exons. Lineage: Eukaryota; Metazoa; Chordata; Chondrichthyes; Orectolobiformes; Hemiscylliidae. Bases 1 to 807 code for a protein of 268 amino acids. Gene Ontology annotation, cellular component: membrane. The record is from RefSeq and is a predicted model, not a curated record.
AUGGCGUUUCUGCUCUGUCAUGCUUUCAGUAAUAACCAGUUCUUUAUCACAGAUUCGCAACACAACGUGACCCUGGUUGGAGGAAGCAGCAACUGUUCUGGGAGAGUGGAGAUAAUGUGCGAUGAAGGUUGGGGCGCGUUGUGUGGCGAUUCCUGGGAUUUGACUGAGGCCAAUGUUGUCUGCAGACAGCUGGGAUGUGGCUUCGCUCUAUCAUCCCAAGGAGGGUCCGCUUAUUCCCAGGCGAAAGGCAUAAUCUGGCAGAAUGAUGUGAAGUGUAAGGGAAGUGAAUCCUCUCUGUCAGACUGUCUGUCCAUGGAACCAACGCAAAAGGAGUGUGAUCGCAAGGGAAUUGCCCAUGUGAUCUGUUCUGGACCUGAUUUGUUGCUGUCAUCCCGUUCAUCUCCACUUGCUGGACAGGCAAGGACAUCUAUUUCCAUACCUGGCAUCAUCUGCUUAGCGUUGGCAGUCCUGUUAAUCUGUGAUGUGAUCGCGCUGCUGGUCGUAAUGCAGAGAAAAUAUCAAAGGAAAGGCCGUUACACUGGUGGCUCAAGCCUUGGUUUGUAUCAAGGAAUUUAUGAAGAAAUUGCGGACAUUCCCCCUGUCAAGAAGACUUCUGAGAAACAUGGGUCAGUCAUUUCUGCUUCCGUUGGUUCAGUUAAUCGCAUCGAAUACUACACCAGCCAUGGCUUCGGUGACAAUAAUCUGGGAUCAGACGAUCUUGAGGUGAACGCCAACAGAAGUUUGGGUGUGUAUGUGUUCACUUUCAGUCAGUUCAUUUUUGUCCUUGACUCUCCCUCUGCCGUCUGA